AUGACAAAUUCAAGAUCUUACUAUUUGGAUGAGAAUUUUGCAAAAGUUUUUGCAGAAACCAAUUAUGCUUUGAAACAUUUGGAAUAUUGUGGACCGACUACAUUCAUAACUAGCGAGUUUGUUACUCACACGCCCAAUUUGGAAAUUAUUAGAAUUGAAAGUCGUAAUUUCAUUAGUGACGUUGGAGAUUGUGUUGCUAAUUGGAAAAAUCUUCAAGUUUUGGAUUGUAAAUUUGAUAGAAACCAUUUUGGACACGAGAAGAAGGCAAAUGCAUAUAUUUUCUUUACAGCACUUAACACAAUACAGACAUUACACACUCUGAAACUUGAGGGUUAUGCAAUAUCUGGAGAGGAAUUCUUAGGCCUCAAAAAUAAUCAUACUAUUCAAGUUUUGAAUCUGAGUAGGGCGACAAUGAGCGAAGACGUUUUCAAUACGAUCAGUACUUUCUCCAAUCUUAAACAUCUUUAUGCUGAUUCAAUCAUUGGUAACUCAUUAAAUUCUCUUGGAAAAUUGGCUAAUUUAUCAAAGCUGGAAAUUUUGGAUUUGAAACAAAACACAGCUUUUGGUGAUGCUGGUUGCGCCAUGAUUGGAAAUGUGAAAUCUUUGAGAAAGCUCUAUGUAAUGAAUUUAGGAGAGGAUCAAAUUCAUGACAAGGGGGUAACCGAGUUGAGUUCUUUAACUAAUUUGGAAGAAUUGGAUGUAAGAUUUUGUGAUAUUACUAAUAAGGGACUUGUUACUAUUGCCAAAGCAUGUUCAAAGUUGCAAACAAUUCAUGUUGGUGGCUGUUCAAAGGUUGAUGUCAAUUCUCUCCCUCUGGAAUUGAGACUGAAAACAAGAAAAUAA
This is a messenger RNA of Naegleria gruberi, 843 nucleotides long. RefSeq lists its product as uncharacterized. NCBI's taxonomy places the organism in Eukaryota, Heterolobosea, Eutetramitea, Acrasida, Naegleriidae. The transcript has a single exon. Gene Ontology annotation, cellular component: SCF ubiquitin ligase complex. Gene Ontology annotation, molecular function: protein binding. Gene Ontology annotation, biological process: SCF-dependent proteasomal ubiquitin-dependent protein catabolic process. The record is from RefSeq and is a predicted model, not a curated record. The coding region runs from base 1 to 843 and encodes 280 amino acids.